UGAUGGUGGAGAUGUUGAUGGCAUGAUGUAUGAAAUGGAGCAAGCUCAACUCAUUCAGAUGCAGCAAGAAAGCGACAUGAACUACACACAACAGGCGAACAAGAGAUCGUAUUGCAAGCGACUUACAAGCUUUAUCCGUCUCGCUGACUACAUCAUAGUGAGUAUGAGACACCAACUGACAAGAAACACAGUCGCCCAGCCUUCUUCAUAUGUUUGAAAAUCAACUUGAGGUUCCAGUCUCCAUAACUCCAGUAGUCAGCCAAAGUGAUCUGGACAAGCUUGAUGACCCGCUAGUGACAAACAGCAGGAGUGUGAGUCCUACUAAAGAUGUGAAGGUAGAAGGUCGGGAGUCGCGUUUAAGUGCCCAUGAGUCGCGUCUGAGCAUCCAUGGAGAGACGCCGGACGUUCCUCCUCCUUUGUUUGUUACGCAGUUGCUUUUGAAGACGAAUCAGUUGCUGUUCUGUCCAAAUGUGGAUGAAUUUGUUUGUGCUAUGGAGAACGUGAUACGGUCAGUGGAAGGGACUGUGAAAAGUGUAGACAACUUGGUGAAGGAUGAUGCUUUUAAUGCUUUUACAAGUCCCAUCAUAAACAACAAAGUUGAGGAGAAGACAUGUGGUGAUGGUCCUAGUCUUGAGAGUGUGUUUGAUCAAGAUAUGCAUUAUCAAGGACUUAUAGGAGAUGUCAAGAACUCAAUUUUGAAGGCUUUCAAGACUGCACAACGAUAUGCAGACACGUACAUUCCUUUCCAGAAAUUUUACAUUGAGAAUGAGGCCACAGAUCUGAAAGCAUUGUGUACAGAUGAUCAAGAGGUGGAGUUUUUUCAGCGAUCUCUGGCUCGUUACAGUCAACAGAAGACGCUUGCGACGAGUAUUAGAAAGGAGAAAUCAGUUGGUUUGCUGCUUAUUGAUACAAAUAAACUGAAAGAAGCUGUUGUUCCAUCACCACAGCGUUGCCUCGAUGCUAUUCAUGAAUUUCUUCCCAUUUUGGUCAAGAGUCGCAUGGACAAACUUAUUGCAUUUGCUCAAGAUGCUUCUGCUCGUUUGGAAUCAAGGCCAUCUGCUACACUUGAGUAUGUCGGCUUUCUUACGUUUCUCAAUCAAGUUCAGGACAAAAUUGAAAGUAUUGAUGUUGAGGUGAAUGUUGUUAAAGACUUGUAUGAUUUGGUGGAAGAGUAUAGUGUGCCUGUACCACCUGAAGACUCUGCCACAUAUCGCACUCUAGUGCCAUCAGUCAGCAGUGUACGCAACUCUGUAGAUAAAGCUGUUGGAGAAUGGGAUGCAAGUGUUGACAAGUUCUGCUCUCAUCUUGAUAAAGACAUCGCAAUGCUCAACAAGGAGGUAAAGGCAGUGAAGGAAGAAGGCCAACAUGCAUGGAUUCUUGAUCCUCAAAGUGAACAUGAGAAAGUGACUAAAUAUGUAGAAGAACUUUUAGGAAGGCUCGAUGCAUUGCAAGAGAAAGCGUUCACAUAUAAAUCAUACCAGAAAAAUUUCAAGGUAGAAGUAACACGAUUUGAUGCGUUAGAAGAGACUCACGCUGAAGUGAAGAUGAAACAAACUCUUUGGAAGUCACUGAGUGAAUGGGAUGUACUAAACGAGGAAUGGCAUAAUGUGCCAUUUGAUGAACUAAAUUCUGAUGCAUUAGGAAACGCGGUCACAAAAUAUGUGAAGAUGGUUUACCAGUUGGACAAGGGGCUACCACCAAAUGGUGUCGUUCCUAUCCUAAAAGCUAAAGUCGAGUCGAUGCGAGACAAAGCUCCAGUCAUUGCAGACAUGAGGAAUCCUGCUUUGAAGCCUCGUCAUUGGGACCAAAUUGAGACGAUCGUUGGCAAGAAACUGAUCACCGAUGAUCCACUGACUCUCACCAAACUGACUGAAUUAGGAGUAUUCGAGCAUGGAGAGCAACUACAGGAGGUUUCUGGUCAGGCAUCGAGUGAAGCAUCGCUUGAAGCUUUGCUAAAGAAAGUGGAAGAAGCGUGGAAAAACGUGGAGUACGUAGUGCUACCUCAUCGUGAUUCAAAAGACGUGUUUAUAUUGGGUGGGACGGAUGAGAUCCAAGUCUUACUUGAUGACAGUCAUGUGAACAUCUCAACGAUUGCCGGAUCACGACACGUCGGUCCGAUCAAACCGAAAGUAGACGAAUGGGCAAAGCAGUUGUCGAUAUUUUCAGACACGCUCGACGACUGGCUCACAUGCCAACGUAACUGGUUGUAUUUAGAGAGCAUUUUUAGUGCACCCGACAUCCAACGGCAACUACCAGAAGAAGCGAAAAUGUUCUCACAAGUUGAUAAGUCGUGGAAAGAGAUCAUGCGUCGCGUCAACAAAUACCCCAAUGCUCUACGAGCCACCACACACCCUGGACUACUGGAGCAGUUUAGAACAAACAACCAGCUGCUCGACAAGAUACAAAAAUGCCUUGAAGAUUACCUCGAGUCCAAACGUCUUCUUUUCUCACGAUUUUACUUUCUCUCCAACGACGAGCUACUGGAAAUCCUUUCGCAGACUAGAAAUCCACUGGCAGUGCAGCCACACCUUCGCAAAUGCUUUGACGCAAUCCAGAAGCUCGACUUUGGUACAACUCCUUCACAAGAUGGCGGCCAAACAUACACCAACGAUAUUCUUGGAUUGUUGUCACCAGAAGGAGAGCGAGUACCUCUACAGAAGAUGGUCAAGGCGAGAGGCAAUGUGGAGACAUGGCUUGGACACGUCGAGGAGAGCAUGAUGACGUCGCUUAGGAAACUAACAAAGGCAUCGAUUGGCGACUUCGAGAGUCGUCCGCGUCACGAGUGGGUGACAUGCCACGCAAGUCAAGUGAUUCUAACCGUCGCUCAGAUUAUGUGGUGUCGCGAUCUCACCGAGUGUUUCACCUUGGAGGACGAUGUCCUCGGCGAAGUGAAAGGUGCGGAGGAACGCUGCUUUCAGAAUCUCAACAAACUGGCUGGUCUCGUGCGCGGCGAGCUACCCAAGCUAACACGUAGCAUCAUCACAGCUCUUAUCACGCUAGACGUACACGCGAGAGACAUUGUCACUAACAUGGUACAGAACGAAGUCAUCAGCAUCAACGAUUUUGAAUGGCAAAAGAACCUUCGCUACUACUGGGACCAGGACAUUGAUAACUGCAUUGUCCUCAUGUCAAACUCACGGUACAUCUAUGGGUACGAGUAUCUCGGCGCAUGCCCUCGUCUCGUCAUCACACCCUUAACAGAUCGAUGCUACCUAUGCCUAAUGGGUGCUCUACAGCUAGACUUGGGAGGAGCACCAGCCGGACCAGCAGGAACAGGAAAAACGGAGACGGUCAAAGACUUAGCAAAGGCUCUAGCAAAACAAUGUGUUGUGUUCAACUGCUCUGAGGGUCUCGAUUUCAAGAUGAUGGGACGGUUCUUUUCAGGGUUGGCACAGUCGGGCGCUUGGUGUUGCUUCGACGAGUUCAACCGGAUCGAUAUCGAGGUGCUGUCGGUUAUCGCUCAGCAGUUGCUCACGAUUCGAAACGCGAAAGCGGCGAGAGCGGCUAAGUUUAUGUUCGAGGGACGCGAAAUCAAGUUGAUUUCAUCGUGUGCUGCGUUCAUCACGAUGAAUCCGGGAUACGCUGGUCGUACGGAGUUACCUGAUAAUUUGAAGGCGCUUUUCAGGCCGUUUGCGAUGAUGGUUCCCGACUAUGGGCUCAUCGCCGAGGUCAUUCUCUACUCGGAGGGAUUCGAGUCGUCGAAGAAUCUGGCACAGAAAAUGGUGCAGAUGUACAAGCUGUGCAGCGAGCAGCUCUCGCAGCAAGAUCACUAUGACUUUGGAAUGCGAGCCGUCAAAUCUGUGCUUGUUAUGGCCGGCUCUCUCAAGAGAGAGAACCCCACCGUGCAUGAAGACAUCGUGUUGAUUCGAGCAUUACGAGACAGCAAUCUUCCCAAAUUCUUAGCCGAUGACGCACUCCUCUUUCAGGCCAUACUCUCCGAUCUCUUCCCUGGUGUUGAGAUCCCGUCCCAUGACUAUGGAAAGCUACAGCAAGCUAUUGAAGAUGCAAUUAUCAAGAAGGAUCUUCAACCGAUUCCGACUCUUGUUAAGAAAAUCAUUCAAUUGUAUGAGACGAUGCAAGUGAGGCAUGGCCUCAUGUUGGUUGGUCCAACAGGAGGUGGAAAGACUACGAGCUAUCAAGUCCUACAGGCUGCGCUAACCGAUCUCCACAGUCAGGGUAUCAAGUACGAGUUCUAUCAGCCUGUCCACACGUACGUCCUCAACCCCAAGGCCGUCUCAAUGGGCGAACUAUACGGCGAAGUAAACAAACUGACUCUCGAGUGGAACGACGGACUAAUGGCCAUGACAGUCAGACAGACAGUGAAAGACACGACAGACGAUCACAAGUGGAUCGUAUGUGAUGGCCCUGUUGAUGCUUUAUGGAUUGAGAACAUGAACACGGUGCUAGACGACAACAAAAUGCUUUGUCUGGCGAACAGCGAGAGAAUCAAGUUGAAUAGCACGAUUCACAUGCUGUUUGAGGUGCAGGACUUGCUUGUUGCAUCGCCGGCUACUGUCAGUCGGUGUGGCAUGGUGUAUGUUGAUCCGCACGACUUGGGAUGGAAACCGUAUGUGCAGACGUGGCUGCAAACGAAUGCGACGUUUAGGAAUGAAACAAAGGAAUAUCUUUUGCAACUGUUUGACACAUAUGUCGAUGCCGGUCUGACUUUCAUCCGCAAGAAAACCAAUCAGACUAUACCCCAGGUUGAUCUUGCCAGGAUCGUAACAGUAUGUGAUCUGAUUGAGGCUCUGUUGACUGGCUCGGGAGGACCAAACUUGAAAGAAGACGUAGCUAAGCUCCAUCCUCUCAUUGCCACUACGUUUCUAUUUGGUUAUGUGUGGGGAUUGGGUGGUAACCUUAUUGAGUCAUGCUUUGAUCCAUUUGACUCAUUCAUUCGUGAAACAUUCAGUGAUAAUCAAGACAUCAAGAUCCCAGGAAGUGGUGACAUGUACAGUUACUAUGUUGACUUUGAAACUCGGAAGCUGGAGAGUUGGGAGAAGAUUAUUCCGUCAUUUGUUUACGAUCCUGACGUUCCCUAUUUUGAUUUGCUUGUGCCAACUAUUGACACCGUUCGCUUUGGAUUUCUGUUGGAACGAUUGGUGAAGAUCAAUAAGUCGGUCUUGUUCACAGGAACUACAGGAGUAGGAAAGUCUGUCAUCGCCAAAGCCCAACUGAACAAAAUGAUUGAUCAAGACUUCAUUCCUAUUGCUGUGAACUUCUCUGCCCAAACAAACAGCAAACGAACUCAAGCCAUCAUCGAAUCAAACCUCGAGAAAAGAAGAAAGAACAUCCUUGGUGCUCCAAAAGACAAAAAGGUCGUCCUCUUCAUCGAUGACCUCAACAUGCCCAAGUUAGACACAUACGGCUCUCAACCACCUAUUGAACUACUUCGUCAAUUUCAAGACUUCCGUGGCUUUUAUGAUCGUGAGAAGUUGUUUUGGAAGGAGAUACAAGACGUUGUGAUUUGUGCAGCUUGUGCUCCUCCGGGUGGUGGUAGAAAUCAGGUCACUCCUCGGCUUUUCCGACAUUUCUCGAUGUUUAGUUUACCAUCACCGGCUGAGCACAGUCUGCGAAUGAUAUUUGAAGCCAUCAUGAAGGGAUUUCUUAACGAUUUCCCACUACCAGUCAAGCAGUGUGCAGAAGGCAUAGUCUCUGCUAGUGUUGAGAUCUAUGGCCGGAUGAGCACAGACUUGCUACCGACGCCAGCAAAGUCUCAUUAUGUGUUCAAUCUCCGAGACUUGUCCAAGUGCAUUCAAGGCGUUCUGCAAGCUGAUUCUGGUGUUAUUCGGGAGCAGUCACACAUCUUUCGACUCUUCUGUCAUGAAGCCCAGCGCACGUUCCACGAUCGUCUCAUUGACAAGACGGACAAAAUGUAUUUCUAUGGCAUUCUUGCAGAAAUGGCAUCCAAAUAUUUUGGCCAGGAGGUGCAACCAGACACAUUUGAGACACAUCCAAUUGUGUUUGGUGACUUUAUGAAGAUGGGAGCUCCGAAAUAUGAUCGAGUGUAUGAAGAGCUUGUAGACUACAAGAAGCUACAAACGAUUCUUGGAGAGUAUUUGGAUGACUUCAAUCUUGGCUCAGCUAAAGAGAUGAAGCUUGUGUUCUUUCUCGAUGCUGUUCAACACGUCACAAGGAUUGCUCGCAUGAUUCGUCAGCCUCGUGGUAAUGCUCUCCUUGUUGGCGUUGGUGGAACUGGAAAGCAAAGUCUCACACGUUUAGCAUCACACAUGUGUGGCUACAAAUGUUUCCAAAUAGAACUGAUGCGAGGCUACGAUUAUUCUGCCUUCCAUGAGGACUUGAAAAAACUAUACACCAUGGCUGGUGUUGAGCAGUUAGACACAGUCUUUCUCUUCACUGACACUCAAAUUGUAGUGGAGGAAUUCCUCGAAGACAUCAACAAUAUGUUGAACUCGGGUGAAGUUCCUAAUCUAUUUGAACCCGAUGAAUACGAGCAGAUCUUGACAGCAAUUCGUCCAGCAGCUAAGGAUGCAGGGAUUGCAGAGCAGGACAGGGAUGGUAUAUUCAACUAUUUUAUUAGCCGUGUACGAGAUCAGCUGCACAUUGUGCUGUGCAUGAGUCCGGUCGGUGAUACUUUCCGUGCUCGUUGCAGAAUGUUUCCUUCACUUGUUAACUGCUGUACAAUUGAUUGGUUUACUGAGUGGCCUCGUGAGGCUUUGCUGUCUGUUGCUCAGUCUUUCUUUGAGCCGGUAGAAUUGGUAGCUGAUGAUCUGAAGGGUCGAGUUGCUGAAAUGUGUGUGGAGAUACACACCAGUGUCAGUUCUAUGGCGGAUCGUUUCUAUGCAGAACUAAGACGACGCUACUAUACAACACCAACAAGUUACCUCGAGUUGAUCAACUUAUAUUUAGACAUGUUGGGAGACAAGAGACGUCAGUUAGAGAACGCACGAGAUCGAAUUUCAAACGGCUUGAAGAAACUCUAUGAAACGAAUGAUUUGGUAGCAACCAUGGAAGUCGAACUGACAGAUCUUCAACCAAAAUUAGUGCAAAAAUCAGCAGAUGUUGAGAAACUGAUGGAAAGAUUAGCAACUGAUCAAAAGAAAGCAGACAAAGUGAGAGAAGUUGUAUUGAAGGAUGAAGCUGUUGCUCAAGAGAAGACAACAGAGACAGAAGCAAUUGCUGCUGAUGCUCAGAGAGAUUUAGACGAGGCUUUACCUGCACUGGAGGAGGCAAUGAAGGCACUGGAUGCACUAGACAAAAACGACAUCUCAGAAGUUCGUGUGUUUACGAAACCACCAGAACUCGUGUUGACAGUCAUGGAGUCAAUCUGCAUUCUUUUUAAUGUUCGUCCUGACUGGGCAAAUUCUAAGCAACUGCUUGGAGACACGGCAUUCCUCAAGAAACUGAUGGAAUACGACAAAAACAACAUCCCGGAAUCAACACUGAAGAAGCUGAAAAAGUACAUUGACAAUCCUAAGUUUACUGUUGAAAUAGUGGAGAAGACUUCGAGGGCUUGUAGAUCAAUGUGCAUGUGGGUUCGAGCAAUGGAUACAUAUGCUCGUGUCUUCAAACAAGUUGCACCAAAACGAGAGAGACUGAAGGUAGCGCAGGUAGACUUGGAUGCUGUCAAGGCUCAGCUUGCUGAGAAACAGAAGGCACUGGCUGAUGUUGAAGCGAAGAUUGCUGAGUUGAAAGAUUCAUUUGACCAAACCGUGAAUGAGAAAGAGACAUUGACUCGAGACAUUGAACAAACAAGGUCACGACUCACUCGAGCAUCUAAACUAACGACUGCUCUUUCAUCUGAACAGGAACGAUGGCAGAUUUCAGUGACUGAAAUGAACAACGAUAUUAACAAUGUAGUUGGUAACGUGUUUGUAGCUGCUGCUUGUGUUGCUUAUUACGGACCAUUCACCAGCCGUUAUCGAAGUGAAUUGGUGUCCCACUGGGUGGAACAAUGCCAAGAGCUGGAGAUUCCAGUUUCAGAAGACUUUGUACUAGUCAAUACGCUUGCUGAUCCGUAUGAAAUUCGACAAUGGAAUGCUGAUGGUUUACCACGAGAUGCUCUCUCUAUAGAAAAUGCAGUCUUGGUGAAGAGAGGGAAACGCUGGCCACUCAUGAUCGACCCUCAGGAGCAAGCAAAUCGAUGGAUACGCUCGAUGGAGAUGAAGAAUGGCUUGAAGAUUAUCAAACUGACAGAUCCAAAUUACUUACGAACUCUUGAAAAUGCCAUUCGCAUUGGAAUGCCUGUUUUAUUGGAAGAUGUCGAAGAAACACUUGACCCAUCGCUUGAGCCGAUUCUACUGAGGCAAACAUUCAUGCAAGGUGGACGUCUGCUCAUCCAUCUUGGUGACAGUGACAUUGAUUAUGACAAGAACUUUCGAUUCUAUAUGACAACGAAGAUGGCAAAUCCUCAUUACUUGCCUGAAGUUUGCAUUAAAGUGACGAUCAUCAAUUUCACUGUCACAAGAUCAGGGUUGGAAGAUCAGCUGCUUAGUGAUGUUGUUAGGCUUGAAAGGCCAGAUCUUGAGGAGCAGAGAACGCAAUUGAUUGUGAGAAUUAAUGCUGAUAAAAUGGAGUUGAAGAAAGCAGAAGACAAGAUCCUCAAACUGCUUUACAACUCACAAGGCAACAUCCUGGAUGAUGAAGUUCUUAUUGAAACUCUUAAUAAUUCAAAGACAAAAUCAGCGGAAAUCAGCGUUAGACUGAAAGAAGCAGAAGAAACUGAAGCAAGAAUCUCAGCAGCAAGAGAAAAAUAUCUCCCAGUGGCCACUCGUGGGUCUGUCAUGUACUUUGUGGUUGCCAACUUGGCAGAAGUUGAUCCAAUGUACCAGUACUCACUCAAAUAUUUUAAACAAUUAUUCAAUCAAUGUAUUGAAACAAGUGAGAAGUCACACGACUUAGAAAAACGGCUUCAAAUUCUUCUUGACAUGACAACUUCCAAUUCCUACACAAAUGUAUCCAGAGGCCUUUUUGAGAGGCACAAGCUCGUCUUCUCAUUCAUGUUGUGUGGAGACAUCAUGAGACAGGAAGGCAGUAUUACAGAUACGGAAUGGAAUUUCUUUCUGAGAGGUGCUGCAGCCGUAGACAAGGAACAGCCACCCAAACCAGACGUUUCGUGGCUUACUCAGUCAGCAUGGAAGACUUGCUGUACUCUAGAGGAUAAUGUCCCUGCCUUUAAAGGCCUUUGUGCUGAUAUCUUGAAGACCCCAGUAUUCUGCCUAUUGGGAGAGUUGGAGGUACGUGUCAACCCUCCAGCUGAUCAAUAUAAUGACUAUGGACCAGAGCCACCAGUACCAGCACCACCAAGUGAAAACAAUCAACAAGAUGAUGACCAACAGGUCAGUGGCCAUUGGGACAAGCGACUGACAAUGUUUCAAAAGAUGAUUAUGAUCAAGUUAUUCCGCGAGGAAAAGGUCAUAUUUGCAGCUGUUGACUUUGUUUCAAGUAAUCUCGGUCGACAGUUUGUUGAGAGCCCGUCUGUUGACUUACAAGUUCUAUUUGAAGACAUGUCACCAACCACACCACUCGUGUUCGUCCUCUCAACUGGUUCUGACCCAAUGAGUGCGUUUCUUCGGUUUGCCAAAGAAAAGGGUUAUGGCGAACGCUUUCAUGCCAUCUCUCUUGGUCAAGGACAAGGGCCAGUUGCGGAGAAGAUGAUAGCAACAGCAACCAAGAGCGGAGACUGGGUAUUCCUCCAGAACUGCCAUCUGGCUGCAUCCUGGAUGAUUGCAAUGGAGAACAUAGUCAAAGGCUUCAGUGCACCCGAUCAGGACAUUCACACAGACUUCCGUCUCUUCCUCAGUUCAAUGCCAGCAAAAGCAUUUCCUGUCAGCGUUCUUCAAAACUCUGUCAAGGUUACCAACGAGCCACCAAAGGGUCUUCGAGCCAACAUUCGUAGAGCUUUUAAUGAAAUGACACAACCGUACUUUGAGGAUCACAUCAUGGGUAACACAUGGCGCCAACUGAUCUUUGGUAUCUGCUUUUUUCACGCCAUCAUUCAAGAACGCAAGAAAUUCGGUCCUUUAGGAUGGAACAUAAAAUACGAAUUCAACGACUCGGACCGCGAGUGCGCACUUAACAACUUGGAAAUGUUUCUGGCAGACGGUGAAAUACCGUGGGACACGUUGGUGUUUAUCACCGGUGAGAUCACAUACGGUGGACGAGUGACAGACUCAUGGGAUCAGAGAUGCCUACGAACGAUUCUCAGCCGGUUCUUCUCACCCGAAACCCUCAAAGACGAUUACCAGUUUUCAGAGUCUGGAGUUUACUUUUGCCCCAACAGCAGCAGCCUGAAAACGUACCGAGAAUACAUUGACCAACUGCCACUGAACGAUGACCCGGAGAUCUUUGGCAUGCACAACAAUGCAAACAUCACAUUCCAAAUGCAAGAGACAAAUGCUCUCACAUUGACUAUCCUCGACGUUCAGCCGAGACUCGCCAGCAGCGGAGGUGGAAUGACGAGUGAUGAUAUUGUUUACGAAUUGGGGCAGAGUGUUCUCGACAAGCUGCCAGAAUCACUAAACAUCGAUGAAGCAGAUGAGAGCAUGUUCAAGCCUGAUGCGAAGGGUCGUGUGAAUUCUCUCACGACUGUGUUACGUCAAGAAGUCGAUCGAUUCAACAAACUGCUCGCUGUCAUUAAAGAAUCAAUGAGGAAUAUCCAGAAGGCAAUCAAAGGUCUUGUUGUUAUGUCUGAGGAGUUAGAAAAGGUUUACACAAGUUUCCUCAAUAACCAGGUUCCUCAGCUGUGGGCGAGUGCUGCUUAUCCAUCGUUGAAGCCAUUGGCAUCGUGGAUCAAAGACUUGGUGCUCAGAAUACAUUUUAUUGAUCAUUGGAUCAAACACGGCCAGCCGAAAUCAUUCUGGAUAUCAGGAUUUUUCUUUCCUCAAGGAUUCCUGACCGGUUCUCUUCAAAAUCAUGCCCGGAAGUACAACCUUCCAAUCGAUGAUUUGAGUUUCCAUUUUGAGGUACUCAGCGACUACCGCGACCAGCAAGACUUCUAUAAUGAAUCACAAGGGCAGAAGAAAGGACAGAGCUUGGAAAUGGACGAGAAAAUUGUACAGAGAGAAGAUGGUGUGAUUGUUCAUGGUUUGUUCUUUGAUUGUGGACGAUGGGAUGAUGAGAAAAUGGUUGUUAGUGAGUCACUGUCCGAAGAGAUGAACUCGCCUCUACCGUGCAUGCACAUGGAGCCACGUCAGCACUACACGCCUUCACCAAGCAACUACCGAUGCCCAAUGUACAAGACAGCAGCUCGUGCAGGCCAACUAUCCACCACAGGUCACUCAACAAACUUCGUCGUUGCUGUCAGUCUACCGUCCGUUCGGCCAUCAAACUACUGGAUAUCUAUGGGUACAGCACUUUUAUGCCAGUUAUCAGAAUAGAGCGACUAAUAUGCUUACUGACUAGCACAAAUACUAAUAUUUUUAGUCACCUUGCAAAAUGAUGCAUUUAGUAUAUUAAUAACUUCAAUAUCCAGGAACUGGAAUAUCCAGGAAUUUGUAAACCUACUAUAUCAAGUUUUCUGUUUACUAAGUUUCAACAAUUUUCAUAACAAGACUCACUAUUUCCAUAACUAGGUAAGCAGCAGAACUUUUCAUGUGAGCUAUUCUCUACAAUUUGGGCAGUGAAAUAUCUUACCAUGUUUGUUGUAAGCAACACACUUAAAAGUGAUACCAUUCUUGGCAAUUAUCACAUUGUACCAUUUGCUGUCCAAAACACUCAGUUUGCCUGCAUAUACAAUAUACAUGAAAUCGAACUACGGAGGGUUUACACUUUCUGACAGAUGCUGUCUUGCCAAAAUACCUUGGAAAGGAGUUAUUUUUUCUUUAUAUAAACAAAACAAUAGGUGCUCCCUCAUCUCUGCUUGGAUGUAGUUUAUAUUUUGUGGGUCAACUCCAGCUGCAAUGUCAAACGCAAAAGCUACUGCAAAA
Corticium candelabrum is the source of this 11885-nucleotide messenger RNA. Its product is annotated as dynein axonemal heavy chain 6-like. Gene Ontology annotation, biological process: microtubule-based movement. The record is from RefSeq and is a predicted model, not a curated record. Lineage: Eukaryota; Metazoa; Porifera; Homoscleromorpha; Homosclerophorida; Plakinidae. Gene Ontology annotation, cellular component: dynein complex. Gene Ontology annotation, molecular function: dynein intermediate chain binding; ATP hydrolysis activity; ATP binding.